ACAGCAGACACAAACCCCAGACGCACCGUCACCUUCCCUGUGAUUCUGCCAUGGCUCGCCUCCUCCCUCUCCUCCUCCUCCUCCCUCUCCUCCUCCUCCUCCUCGCCGCCUCCACCGCCUACUCCCAGUCUCCGGCCGCCGCGCCCUCCUCCUCCCACUCCAGCGCCGUCGCCCAGUCCCCCACCGCCGCCUCACCGACCACCUCAGCCACCCCAGGCCCUUCCUCCAAAAACCCCAUCUCCCUCUCACCCGCAUCGCCUCCCUCCCACUCCAGCACCAAGCUCACCGCCCCGGCCGCCGCCCCCAUCCAGGCCACAGCUCCACCAACACUGCCGCCGCCCACGCCCUCCCCCGUCAGCUCCCCGCCGCCCACAUUCCCGGCCCCUGCCACCGCGCCGGCAGCGUCUCCCCCAGCGCCGGCACCCAUCACCGCCGCGCCCACAUUGCCCCCACCGGUGGCCGCGCCGGCCCUUUCUCCACCUACCCUCGCCCCUGCGCCGGCAUUGCCGACGUCACCUCCGGCCCUCGCGCCGGCGCCCGUCGUCGUCGCCGCCCCGGCUCCCGCGCCGACCAAGAAGCCCAAGACCAAGAAGCACGUGGCCCCCGCCGGCUCCCCGCUCUCCGCCGCUUCGUCGCCGAGCACCGGCGGCCUCGCCCCGGGGCCCGGCCCCUCCGCCGCCGACAUGUCGGGCGACGCGGCGGGAGACUACAAGGCUACCGGAGUCGCAGUGCUGCUGCUGGUUCUUGUCUCGCUGACGCUGGGCCCGGCGUUGGCCUGAAGAUGGCCGGUCAGACUCAGACAGUCCGUCCACCGCCGCCGUUACUAUCGCCGCCACUGUUAUUACCGCUACUAUUACUACCGUUGGUGCCACUGUUCCUGCUGCUACUCCACUGAUUUUUGCUUGGACCUGUAGACUGCAUUUCUUUCAUCUGCAG
Messenger RNA from Lolium perenne, 936 nucleotides. RefSeq lists its product as uncharacterized. NCBI's taxonomy places the organism in Eukaryota, Viridiplantae, Streptophyta, Magnoliopsida, Poales, Poaceae. The record is from RefSeq and is a predicted model, not a curated record.